CUUUGUGGAAACAAUCAUUUCAAAAAUGCGGCAUAAGGAUAAAAAUAGUGUAUUGGGGACCUCAAAUGAGGGAGUAACAGAGCAGGAUAUCGACACUGUCGAGGUCGAGAUGAGUAUUGAAGCUAAACGGAGUUGUAAACAGUUGCCUUGGUACUUUGGCGCUGGAUUUCUGAUGGCUUGGAUGGCUCUGUUUUAUGCGAUUGUGAUACCGUUAUCUAAUUCCUUACCAAAUGGGCUGAAGGUAGCAGAGGAAAUAGAAAAACCUGGAGAAUUUGUAGCGGAACGAGCAGAAAUCUUGCUCCUUGAAAUCGACAGAAUGGGACCACGUGUGGCCGGAGAUGUAGCCAACGAAGUUGUAAUUUACGAUUUUCUGCUCAAUGAAAUUGAAAAAAUUCGUUCAGAAAUGGUCACAGAUUUAUUUGAAUUGGAGGUGGAUGUUCAGCAUGUGUCGGGUUCCUAUAUGAGAGACCAAUUGAUGAAUGUUUAUCGGGGUGUACAAAAUGUGAUAGUAAAACUAAGUGCUAAAAAUUCCAAUAGCACAUCGUAUUUGCUGUUGAAUAGUCACACCGAUACCAAGCCGGGAGCGUGGGGUGCGGGGGAUGAUGCCUUUAUGGUAGUGGUCAUGUUGGAAGUCUUACGCCAGAUGUCCAUAUCUGAAAAGACGUUUCUUCAUCCAAUUGUUUUUUUAUUUAAUGGAGCUGAGGAGCAAUCAUUGCUAGCCGCUCACGGGUUUAUUACACAGCACAAGUGGGCCACAAGUUGCAAAACCGUAAUUAACCUUGAAGGCGCUGGCUCGGGUGGCCGUGAAAUACUUUUCCAAAGCGGACCUAAUCAUCCAUGGCUAAUGAGGCAUUACAGAAAUAGUGUGAAACAUCCAUUUGCGACUACACUUGCAGAGGAAAUAUUUCAAGCCGGACUUAUUCCUUCCGAUACUGAUUUUAGAAUUUUCCGUGAUUAUGGACCCGUGCCAGGGCUGGAUAUGGCCACGGUAAAAAAUGGAUUUGUUUACCAUACAAAGUUUGACCGAUGGGCACUCAUAUCUCAGGACUCACUCCAAAACUCAGGCGACAACAUCUUAGCUUUAACACGUAGUAUUUCUAACGCAGAAGAAAUGUAUGACAUAGAGGCAUAUUCCGAAGGCCAUUCCGUGUUCUUUGAUUUUCUGGGUCUUUUCUUUAUCUACUAUUACGAGUCAACUGGUGUAGCUUUGAAUAUGUCAUUUUCUCUCGGCGGAAUACUUGUCGUGUGUGUCUCAUUAUGGCGCAUGUCGAGAGUAUCGUGUGAGAAUGUUAGCACAUUGGCAUGCGAAUUCGGCAUAUUUCUUCUAUUGGCCGUUUUUGGAUUUCUGUUGGCUUUCGGGUUUCCCUUGUUAAUGUCUGUUCUCUACGAUGCUGGCGACCGCACAAUGACCUAUUUCAGCAACAGCUGGCUGCUCAUUGGCAUCUUCAUUUGUCCCUCAUUAAUUGGCUUGGUAUUGCCAACGACUCUAUAUUUAACUCUAAGAACAAAGGAGAAGAUCUGUCAUGCAUAUCGUUUACAAAUAGCUCAACACGCCCACUGUGUAUUUCUAUCUGUCAUUUGUAUUAUUCUAACGAUUGCAAGUUUCCGUAGUACGUAUCUGUGUAUGAUUUCUCUACUUUUUUAUUUCGGCUCUCAAGUCAUAAAUCUGCUAAGCACACUCCACAAUCGAGGCUACUUUUGGGCACUUAUAAUUAGUGCUGGUCAGAUAAUACCCUUUUUAUAUUUAAGUUAUAGAUUUUAUAGUAUCAUAUCGAUUGUCAUUCCAAUGACAGGUCGAAACGGCCUCUCUCCUAAUCCGGACAUGUUAGUUGCCUUGUUGUGUGCCUUGGGUUCUAUCUUGUCGUUUGGUUUUCUGGCACCCCUCAUCAAUGCAUUCCGUCGCCCAAACUGUAUAAUCGGCGGAUUGGUCCUAACAAUGUUUAUAUUCUGCAUGAUAACUCUCUCACACAUCGGUUUUCCAUAUCGAUCGAAAACUAACGUAAUGCGUGUUGAUUCAAUGCAAGUGAAUCGCAGGUUCUAUGAUUAUGAUGGCAGUUUGAGUCUUGAAGAUUCUGGUUACUACCUUCAUUUGUUGGAUCGGCAUAGGGAGCAGCCACUUCAUCAGACUAUGAAUUUGACUAAUUUGCAACGACUGGGAGACACUUGUGGCGACGAGCUGAUGUGCGGCAUUCCGUGUUAUCGAUGGUGUGCCUCUAGAAAUGAGGCUCGAUGGUUACCUAGACGGGAACCUGUAGAAUUACCCUAUCCCACAGUGUUGGAACUUAUCAACAGAACCGUCCUAGAUAAUGGCUAUCAAGUACGAUACUUCUUUCGACUGAGUGGGCCCCCAAAUCUUGGUUUGUUUGUUAAGCCUAAAUUGGGCGUGAAACUAUUAAAAUGGUCCUUCGAUCAAAAGAUGCUCGACUAUGCGGGUACGUACAAACCGCCUCUUCAAAUUUUAAUCACAUCUGGAAAAGACAAUUCGCCUAUUGAUUUUUAUUUUGAGCUUUUGAAAAGUGACGACAAUUCGGAUAUGCCAGUAUUUGAGCUUGGAGUUUCGGGACACUAUGCGAGUCCCACAGCUAGGCGAGAUAACUCAAGUUUGGAGUUUCUUAAAACUCUUCCGGAUUUUGCCUACUCAAUGGAAUGGCCAAGCAGCUAUGAAAGACAUAUAUUUUAAAGAAAUUUGUUCUAUUCGAUUAGAAAUCGCCAAGAAUUACAUUUUUUUUUGGCUCUAGAAUUGUUUUUUGCGCACCAUUAAUCCUUGAUGUACAAAUAUUUUUACAAACCAUUUUGUCUAUCUUGGGUACUGGAAUUUUAUA
Molecule: messenger RNA, 2822 nt
Organism: Drosophila willistoni
Lineage: Eukaryota; Metazoa; Arthropoda; Insecta; Diptera; Drosophilidae
Product: endoplasmic reticulum metallopeptidase 1-like
Exons: 11
Coding region: 26-2680 (884 amino acids)
Biological process (GO): proteolysis
Molecular function (GO): metalloexopeptidase activity
Source: RefSeq, a predicted model, not a curated record